Molecule: messenger RNA, 6090 nt
Organism: Oryzias latipes (Japanese medaka)
Lineage: Eukaryota; Metazoa; Chordata; Actinopteri; Beloniformes; Adrianichthyidae
Gene: hcfc1a
Product: host cell factor C1a
Biological process (GO): regulation of DNA-templated transcription; chromatin remodeling
Cellular component (GO): histone methyltransferase complex
Molecular function (GO): transcription coactivator activity; protein binding
Source: RefSeq, a predicted model, not a curated record
CUCCGCCUCUGGUUGUCAAGAAGAUGGCAGCGUCCAGGCAGGCAUGAGAGGAAAUACUUCUUCACAAAUCGAAUGAAUUUGGAUUAACGUCGCAAGAUAACAGCACAUACUUGUGUUUUUGCAUUUGCUGCAUUGGGUGAAAAGUUAUGUCUGUCCCUGGUUCAGCGGCGUCUGGGACCACGGCGUCGGUCCUGCAACCGCGAUGGAAACGGGUCCUUGGAUGGUCUGGUCCCGUCCCCCGGCCCCGACACGGACACAGAGCUGUUGCUAUAAAAGAGCUUAUGGUUGUUUUUGGCGGUGGAAACGAAGGAAUUGUGGAUGAGCUACAUGUAUACAACACCGCAACAAACCAGUGGUUUAUCCCAGCGGUUCGUGGUGAUAUUCCCCCUGGUUGUGCUGCAUAUGGUUUUGUAUGUGAUGGCACACGGUUGCUGGUUUUUGGUGGGAUGGUGGAGUAUGGAAAGUACAGCAAUGACCUUUACGAGUUACAGGCCAGCAGAUGGGAAUGGAAAAAGUUGAAAGCCAAAAAUCCAAAGAACGGCCCUCCCCCCUGUCCUCGCCUUGGUCAUAGCUUUUCACUGGUUGGAAACAAAUGCUAUCUAUUUGGUGGACUGGCCAAUGAUAGUGAAGAUCCAAAAAAUAACAUUCCCAGAUACCUGAAUGAUUUGUACACGCUUGAGCUUCGUCCAGGAUCCAGUGUUGUUGGAUGGGAUAUUCCAAUCACAUAUGGAGUUUUGCCCCCUCCUCGUGAGAGCCACACCGCAGUGGUAUACACAGAAAAGACUAGUAGGAAAUCUCGCUUGAUAAUCUAUGGAGGGAUGAGUGGCUGUCGUCUUGGAGAUCUGUGGACACUUGAUAUUGAAACCCUGACAUGGAACAAGCCAGCAGUAGGUGGCACGGCCCCUCUUCCACGGAGUCUUCACUCUGCCACCACAAUCACAAACAAGAUGUAUGUUUUUGGAGGGUGGGUUCCUUUGGUAAUGGAUGAUGUCAAAGUGGCCACACAUGAGAAAGAGUGGAAAUGCACCAACACUCUUGCCUGCCUAAACCUCGACUCCAUGUGUUGGGAAACUGUUUUGAUGGACACCCUUGAAGACAACAUCCCGAGGGCCCGUGCUGGUCACUGUGCUGUGGCCAUUAAUUCCAGACUUUACGUGUGGAGUGGACGUGACGGUUACCGCAAAGCGUGGAACAACCAAGUCUGCUGUAAAGACCUGUGGUAUCUGGAAACAGAGCGGCCGCAUGCCCCUGCCAGAGUACAGUUAGUUCGUGCCAACACAAACUCUCUGGAAGUUAGCUGGGGUGCAGUCUCCACAGCAGACACAUACUUGCUGCAGCUGCAGAAGUACGAUAUCCCUGCAACUCCAGCAGCAGCCACACCAGCCAUGAGCACAACUCCAACGCAGCCGGUUAACUCUCCAAAGAGCCCUGCACCAGCUGCUGCAGCGCCCUCUGCUCAAAGCUUACCACAGACAGCUGUUUUAAAAGUUGCAGCUCAACAGGCUGCAGCUGGUGCAUCAGUUGUCACAGUUCGCCCCAGCCAGCCAGGGAAAUCCCCCGUCACUGUGACAUCACUUCCUGCAGGUGUUCGAAUGGUAGUUCCUGCCCAAACCACGCAAGGAUCGCCCAUUGGAAGCAGCCCUCAAAUGAGUGGCAUGGCAGCUUUAGCUGCAGCUGCUGCUGCCACACAGAAGAUCCCACCCUCCUCUGCAGGAACCGUCCUCAAUGUUCCUGCAGGUGCCACCAUUCUGAAAACUGUUGCUGUUUCUCCUGGCACCACCACGGUGAAAGUUGCUUCUCCAAUGAUGGUGAGCAACCCAGCCACUCGGAUGUUGAAGACUGCCGCAGCCCAAGUGGGGACAGCAGCUGCAUCUUCUCCCACCACCACCAGACCCAUCAUCACUGUGCACAAGUCUGGCGCUGUCACGGUGGCUCAGCAGGCCCAGGUGGUAACCACCGUAGUGGGAGGAGUCACCAAAACUAUCACUCUGGUUAAAAGCCCUCUCACUAUGGGCAGCAGUGGCACUUUGAUCUCCAACCUCGGCAAGAUGAUGUCUGUGGUACAGACCAAGCCGGUGCAGACGUCCGCAGUCACAGGCCAGGCUUCCACUAACCCCCUCACACAGAUCAUACAGACAAAGGGCCCCCUCCCAGCUGGCACCAUUCUGAAGCUGGUGACCUCUGCAGAUGGCAAGCCGACAACAAUCAUCACAACCUCACAGGCAGGAGGCACAGGAAACAAGCCCACAAUCCUCAACAUCAGUGGCGUUUCUCCUACCACCACAAAGCAGGGCACCACUAUCAUUAAGACCAUCCCCAUGUCUGCCAUAAUGACCCAACCUGGAGCCACAGGUGUGACAAGCAGUGCAGGCAUGAAAACGCCAAUAACAAUCCUUACUACAAAGGUAAUGACCACUGGAACUCCUGGUAAGAUCAUCACUGCAGUGCCCAAACUCGCCACUGCAGCCGGCCAGCAAGGACUAACUCAAGUGGUGUUGAAGGGAGCUCCUGGACAACCUGGCACUAUUUUGCGUACCGUGCCCAUGAGUACAGUAGGUGGGGUUCGGCUCGUUACUCCAGUGACUGUGUCUGCAGUAAAGCCCACUGUCACAACUUUGGUUGUUAAAGGAACUACUGGAGUCACCACUCUUGGGACAGUGACCGGCACUGUGUCCUCGAGCUUAGCUGGAGGCACAGUUGACAGUUCCAAUGCUUCCUUGGGGACCCCCAUCACCACACUGGGAACCAUCGCUACUCUGUCCAGUCAGGUUAUCAGCCCCUCGGCCAUAACUGUUUCGGCUGCACAGACGAGUCUGACUUCUACCCUGCCCUCCUCUGCUAUCACAGUGCAGAACCAGCCAACACAAGUGACUCUGAUAACAACUCCUAGUGGGGUGGAAGCCCAACCAGUUCAAGAUCUACCCGUAUCCAUCCUGGCUUCACCCACCUCUGAGCAGCCCUCUUCCACUGAGGUUGCGGCUGGAGAGGGUUCUGGGACUGUAACCCUGGUCUGCUCUAACCCCCCAUGUGAAACCCACGAAACUGGGACGACCAACACAGCCACCACGUCUUCUGCUGUUAUUGGAGGACAGGUGUGUUCCAAUCCUCCCUGUGAGACCCACGAGACCGGAACCACCAACACUGCUACAACCGCAUCCUCAAACAUGUCUUCGCUGCGUGUGUGCUCCAACCCACCAUGCGAGACCCACGUGACGGGCACCACUGAUACAGCCACCCAAGCUUCCGCCACCAUGAAUGCUGGCGAGACCAGCACAGUGCAGAGCGACACACAGACAACAUGCUCCAACCCGCCAUGUGAGACCCACGUGACGGGCACCACCGAUACAGCCACCCAAGCUUCGUCUACCAUGAACGCCGGGGAGACCAGCACCGUACAGAGCAAGUCCCAGAACACGUGUUCCAACCCACCCUGUGAGACCCACGAGACGGGCACGACUAAUACAGCCACCACAGCAACAUCAAACAUAGAAGGGGUCCAGCAGGUGUGCUCCAACCGACCAUACGAGACCCACCCGACGGGCACCACAGAUACAGCCACCCAAGCUUCGUCCAGCAUGAACGCAGGGGAGACCAGCACCGUGCAAAGCGACACAAAGAGCAAGUGCUCCAACCCGCCAUGUGAGAACCAAGUGACGGGCACCACAGAUACAGCUACCCAAGCUUCUUCCACCAUAAACGCCGGGGAGACCAGUACCAUGCAGAGCAACUCCCUGAACACAUACUCCAACCGACCAUACGAGACCCACCCGACGGGCACCACCGAUACAGCCACCCAAGCUUCCUCCAACAUGAACGCAGGGGAGACCAGCACCGUACAGAGCGACACAAAGAUCACAUGCUCCAACCCGCCAUGUGAGACCCACGUGACGGGCACCACCGAUACAGCCACCCAAGCUUCCUCCAACAUGAACGCAGGGGAGACCAGCACCGUGCAGAGCGACACAAAGAUCACAUGCUCCAACCCGCCAUGUGAGACCCACGUGACGGGCACCACCGAUACAGCCACCCAAGCUUCCUCCAACAUGAACGCAGGGGAGACCAGCACCGUACAGAGCGACACUCAGAGCACAUGCUCCAACCCGCCAUGCGAGACCCACGAGACGGGGACGACCAAUACUCCAUCCACAGCCACAUCCAGCAUGGGAGAAGACCAGACCAACACCUCUGCAGGACUGGUCCAGAGGGUCUGCUCCAAUCCCCCCUGUGAAACACACGACACCGGAACCACCAACACUGCUACCACUGCCACCUGCGGCAUGGAGACAGGCGAGGGCACAGAAGCCCAGCAGACAGUGGAGGGAGAAGAAGGCACCAGCAGCACAGAGGCAGCUUCUACCACGGCAGCAGCUGGCACAGCCACUACCACCCAGGGCAGAGCCAUUACUACUGUCACCCAGUCCACCCCGGCUCCUGGUCCUUCAGUCCCUUCAAUUUCUUCAAUCACAGAGGGGGUGAGUACCGCUACCAGCUCCACUGAGGAACCCAUGCAGACAGAAGAAGCUGCAUCAGCAGAAGCUGCCCCAUCUGAGGAAGCAGCUGUAGCCAUGGAGACACAAGCAGAAGGCGAAACUGCAGCAACAACCAGCUUGAACCUGCCUUCAGAGCUGAUGUCUGAGGGCCAGGGAGCCACGCUCAUGGUGACGGGGCUGUCGGAUGAAGAACUGGCUGUGACUGCUGCAGCAGAGGCCGCCGCUCAGGCUGCAGCCACCGAAGAAGCCCAGGCCCUGGCCAUUCAGGCUGUUCUACAAGCAGCUCAGCAAGCUGUCAUGAACGAGAGUGAUUCUUCUGCAGAUAACCAGCAACCAACCAGCAUCCCCAUCAUGCUUACCCAACAAGAGCUCGCAGCACUAGUCCAGCAGCAGCAGCAGCUGCAGGAGGCUCAGGCUGCAGCUCAGCAGGCCUCUGUGGACGCGAGCCUGCCUACCGAAGGCCUCGCCCCAGCUGACAGCCUCAAUGACCCCUCUGUGGAGAGCAACGGACACAAUGAGAUGGCAGCAUCAGUUACCAGUGCAGUGGCCUCUCUGCUUCCACGUACUACUGCUGAGACUCUCGCUCCAUCAAGCACAUUUGCGCCGUCAGCAUCAGUUGCAAGUCCAGCCAAGCUUCAGGCAGCAGCCGCUCUGGCAGAGGUCGCCAAUGGAAUUGAGGGAGAGAAGCAAGCCCCCCAGCCAACUCCAGCAAAGCCUGUCGUGAAAAAGGAGAACCAGUGGUUCGAUGUGGGGAUUGUAAAAGUGACAAAUAUGGUCGUCACUCACUUCUAUGUGCCAGCAGAUGAUUCUCAAGGAGAUGAUGAUUCCGGCAUUGUGCCAGACUACAGCCAAAUGAAGAAAAUGGAGCUGCAGCCCGGCACGGCGUACAAGUUCCGUGUGGCAGGAAUCAACGCGUGUGGUCGUGGAUCGUUCUCUGAGAUUUCCGCUUUCAAGACAUGUCUACCAGGAUUUCCAGGAGCACCUUGCGCCAUCAAAAUCAGCAAGAGCCCAGAUGGAGCCCACCUGACCUGGGAGCCCCCCUCAGUCACGUCAGGAAAGAUCAUAGAGUAUUCAGUGUAUCUGGCCAUUCAGAGCAACCAGACGGCAGAGGCCAAGGCCUCCUCUCCAGCCCAGCUAGCCUUCAUGCGCGUGUAUUGUGGACCCAACCCCUCUUGCUUGGUGCAGUCGUCCAGCCUGUCCAAUGCUCACAUCGACUACACCACCAAGCCUGCCAUCAUCUUCCGCAUCGCCGCUCGCAAUGAGAAGGGCUACGGUCCUGCCACUCAAGUCCGAUGGCUGCAGGAAUCUGGGAAAGAUGCUGCCUCAGCAAAACCUGCCCCCAAAAGACCAGGCACCUCUCCUGAUACCAAGACUGCUGGUCCAAAGAAAGCAAGGACAGACCAGUGAGGUUUCCCUGAGAUCUCUCCCAGUCUUGUUUUUUUUUUUUCUUCUUGUUUUUUCUCCUUCCACCCAAGUCUUUUUUAUGAGGAAAAAAACUGACCCGUACCCCCUUCAUUACCCCAAUCCCAUCAUCUGCUCCACUCCCCCCCCACGUCUCAGAUCAAAGCGGCAAUGGAGGCGGGACAACCAUUUGAAGACG